Messenger RNA from Musa acuminata subsp. malaccensis (wild Malaysian banana), 922 nucleotides. The record is from RefSeq and is a predicted model, not a curated record. NCBI's taxonomy places the organism in Eukaryota, Viridiplantae, Streptophyta, Magnoliopsida, Zingiberales, Musaceae.
UCUUUAUUCCGCUUUUGAACUCCGCCAUAGUCCCGUGCCUCUUUCUUUCUUUUCCCCGGCUCGUGGUGAAAGAGGAAGAGGAAGAAGAGGCGGAAACCUCGCGUCUUAAGAGAUCUCAGAUCGGAAAGAAUGGGGCUCACGUUCGCUAAGCUCUUCAGCCGCCUCUUUGCGAAGAAGGAGAUGCGGAUCCUCAUGGUUGGGCUUGAUGCGGCCGGUAAGACGACCAUCCUGUACAAGCUGAAGCUCGGGGAGAUCGUCACCACCAUACCCACCAUCGGAUUUAAUGUGGAGACUGUAGAGUAUAAAAAUAUUAGCUUCACUGUCUGGGAUGUUGGUGGUCAGGAUAAGAUUAGACCUUUAUGGAGGCAUUAUUUCCAGAACACACAGGGCCUUAUUUUUGUUGUCGACAGCAAUGACAGAGAUCGUGUAAUUGAGGCAAGGGAUGAACUUCACAGGAUGCUUAAUGAGGAUGAAUUGCGUGAUGCAGUCUUGCUUGUUUUUGCUAACAAACAAGACCUGCCAAAUGCUAUGAAUGCUGCUGAGAUUACUGAUAAGCUUGGUCUGCAUUCCCUGCGUCAACGCCAUUGGUACAUACAAAGCACCUGUGCUACCUCUGGUGAGGGUUUAUAUGAAGGGCUUGAUUGGCUAUCUAACAACAUAGCUAAUAAGGCUUAAAUUAUGACUUAUAGAAGAUGAAGCAACAGGAACUCCCAUAUCUACGAAGCAGUCGUGUUCCCUUCUCUCCUGGACGCUUUUGGUACUCUUUUGACCCAUAAAACUUUUAUCUCGACUUGUGCGAAUGAUUUCAGGUAUCUGUUGGCUACCUGUGCUUUCUAUAUAUGCAUAUGUAUGGUUUUCUAGUCCAUUUCUUGGCAGAAUUUUGUUAUGGCUUAUGAAUUUACUUGUUAGAUUUCUAUGUUCC